Mesocricetus auratus (golden hamster) is the source of this 1526-nucleotide messenger RNA. RefSeq names its product transmembrane and death domain 1 (gene Tmdd1). Gene Ontology annotation, molecular function: protein binding. The coding region runs from base 142 to 1050 and encodes 302 amino acids. The transcript has a single exon. Gene Ontology annotation, biological process: signal transduction. The record is from RefSeq and is a predicted model, not a curated record. Lineage: Eukaryota; Metazoa; Chordata; Mammalia; Rodentia; Cricetidae.
GAGCAUUCAGAUCGGUGGCCCCCAGGCGGUAGCUGAUUUCUUUCUGGCAGGAGCGUUCCACGUUCCACGCAUUUCCCUCGCCCCUGCUCCGCCACAAUCCCCGGUCUUGCGGCAUUCGGAGCCCCUUCCUUAGGCCGAGCCAUGGCGUGGGCGCUGUUCCUGGCGCUCUGUAACCGGGCGCUGGCCCCCGUGGACGCGCUGGACGCCAUGGGCCCUCAUGCAGCAGUCCGCUUGUCGGAGUUGCUGACCCCAGAGGAGUGCAGCCACUUCCGAUCGCUCCUCGAGGCGCCAGAGCCUGACCUGGACGCCGAGUUUGCCCGGCUAUCUGAGGACCGGCUGGCUCGCCCCGAGCUGCUCACACCCUCUCCAGGAGCGCAGGACACCGUGGGGCAACGGCGGCGGGCGGCAGCUAUGCAGCCGUCGGAGGGGUCGGAGGGCGCGCCAGCCGGGUCCAGGGAGGUGUCUGACGGCUGCCGCGAGGCGCUGGCGUCCUGGUUGGCUGCCGAGGCCCCGGCCCUGUCGUGGGACCGCGUGGCCCGGGCCCUACGGCGUAGCGGCCGCCCCGAUGUGGCGCGGGAGCUGGCCAAGAACCUCCACCAGCAGGCGACGUUGCAGUUGCGCAGGUCGGGCGCGAACUACGUGCAGCCGCCGUUGGCCCCGGACCCCGCCUCCGCCCCGGACCCCGCCUCGGCCUCGCGCGAUCGCCGCGCUGCGGUCCCCGCGCCCUCCUGGGACGACCUAGAGCUGAUCGUGGAGCGCUUGCCGCAGCCCCCGUACACGCGAAACCCAGCAGCCUGGAUCGGGCCGUUGGCGCUCGGCCUCCUCGCGGGCUUCGUGGGCGCGCUGGGCAUUGGGGCGCUGAUCACUGUGCUCACGCUGUGGAUCACCGGCAGCGACGGCGACCCCGCGCGACCUCACGCCCCCUCCCAGCGCGCUUUCUCCCUGCCCAAGCCGGCCACGGCGGCGUCCCGCCGCUGGGAAACAGAGCCUCUCCUGCCCGGAACCUGGGCGCCAAGGGGACCGUCCCCCAACCAGGGCCGGCAGCUGUGAAUCGUGGGUAGCGUGCCCCACGGGGCCCCACUACUAUAAAGUUUCCGAAGGACGUAGAGGACGCAGUCUGUGGCUGGUUGGAUGAAAAUGGGUGGCACGGGCCCCAGGAGCGGGCCCAGAGGUCCCCAGCGCUGCCCAACGUCCCCCCCACCUGCCACACUUUUGGAUACCUGUACCCAUUCGGUGCCAGGAAGCAGCUCACCAUUCCUUACAGGGCGGGGCGCAGUCGGACUCUUGGCCCCAGAGCUAUCUGGCAAGUCUGCGCCCCAGAGGCAGGAAGGAGCUCGGGCCCUGCUGGAGUGUGCAGCGCCACUCAGUCACUCCUCAAGGCCUCCCGAAGGCUCAGCGGGGACCUGACACUUUCCCACACACUACUGAUGAGCCAAGCCCUGGAGAGUCUAUGGCCAGGAAGUCCCAGGGCCAGGGACUUGAGGCGAAAACCGUGACAGAAUGACAGGCCAGUCCAAGAGGAGAGU